Messenger RNA from Oryza sativa Japonica Group (Japanese rice), 2186 nucleotides. RefSeq names its product phosphatidate cytidylyltransferase, mitochondrial. Gene Ontology annotation, cellular component: mitochondrion. Gene Ontology annotation, molecular function: phosphatidate cytidylyltransferase activity. Gene Ontology annotation, biological process: CDP-diacylglycerol biosynthetic process; cardiolipin biosynthetic process. The record is from RefSeq and is a predicted model, not a curated record. Lineage: Eukaryota; Viridiplantae; Streptophyta; Magnoliopsida; Poales; Poaceae.
GGUGACAAUCUCGUUUCUUCUUCUUCUCCGCCGUGACACGCACACGGCGAAGCGGAGGCAGCCGCCGCCGGCGACCAUCUCGCGUCGCUCCUCCGGCCAUCUCUUCAGUUCCUCCACUCCCCGAAGCUUCCGCCCGCGCGAUCCACCGAAUGCGGCCGGCGGAGGAGGUGGCGAGGGCGGCGGCGCUGGCCGGCCCGCUCGGCGAGCUCCUCCCGCCGGUGGACUUCUGCUGCGCGUACGGCUCCACGCUCCUCCACGCCCGCCCCGACGCGUCCUCCAUGGUCGACUACAUCCUCGGCGUCCCCGACCCGCUCCAGUGGCACUCCGAGAAUUUGGAGAGGAACCCUGGUCACUACUCCGGAUGGAUGGCUCGCCUCGGCCCCGGCGCUAUUACUCGACUUGCGGAUAACAUCGGCGUUGGGGUGUACUUCAAUCCAUUUGUUGAGUGGAGGGACAAGAGGAUAAAGUACGGGGUGGUGAGGAUGAAGGACCUGGCCAUGGAUGUCUUGACCUGGGACCGGUUCUACCUCAGCGGCCGACUACAGAAACCUGUUCAUGUUCUUGUUGAUCAUUGGGAUGUAAGGAAGAUUAACACAAUUAAUCUGAAAAUGGCAACAUCAGCUUCUCUACUCCUUUUGCCAGCAGAAUUCACUGAGUAUGACCUGUACGCCCAAAUUUGCAGCCUAUCAUAUAUGGGUGAUUUAAGAAUGCUCUUUGCCGAAGACAAAAACAAGGUCAAGAAAAUUGUUGAGGGUAGUUUCCCAUCAUUUCAAUCGAUGUACAGACCCCUGAUACAAGAGUACAUUGCUGAAGGACUACUGAAGACAUCAUCUUAUGGACAACAAAAGGCUUUCCAUCAGGAUUGUGGUGCAUCUGCAACAAACGAACUGUUCUCUUAUCUCCCAUGGACAAUCCAAAGGCGAACGCAAGGAAGAUUUGCAUCGAAUUGCAAAGAAAUGCCAACUGGUGCCGCAGUUUCUUCAAAAAAUGUAGCAGCAACCUGUGUCCGCAAGGCUUUGAGGCGCCGGGUAAUGGUCUCAAGUGCACGUCAAGCGGUGUCUGGACUGCUUGCCUCUGGUGGCACUGUUGCUGCUAGAUAUCUGGGGAAGAAGAUAUCCAAAGCCUGGAAAUCAAGAACAGUUUAAGUUGUUGCUGACACCUGAUGCUUUAUAUACACCUUUGUUAGUUACGGAUUUAGGGUAGGUUUUGCUCUUAGAUCAUCAGGAUACAUAGUCUUGAGAGAUACUUGCUAUUUCAGACAUUUUAUUCUUUACAUGAAUACACUUGCAUGGUUUUGUUCUAUGAUUUUAUUAGAGAUAUAUGGUCCAACAAUUGACCUAUGAAUAAGUUCAGACAUGAGAACUCUGAUAAAAUGAUUUUUUUUCCAGCAUUGUAACUUGAGUUGAUUUGUAUUGCUAGAGCUCAUUUAUUACGUUUCAUGUACUACCCUUUUACUUGUCAUAAUUUACUUACUGAUUAUAUUGUUGGCAUGACUCGUGCAUGAAUUGUCAUGUUCAUCAGCAAAUCAAUUCUUGGAACACAAAUGUCUAUUGAAGAGAAAAUGCGAUUAAAGCAGGACCUGAACUCUCUGGGAAUGGAUGAUAUAUCUUCGUUUAUGGAGUCGUUGCCUCCUGACUUUCUCACCAUACUUCGAACAGAUGGACUAUUGAGGUCAAUUUUAGGUAAUCUAGGUGCACCACGUCAUGUGCGACUUCUUACCUAUGCAAAAUGCGCUUUGUAUGGCCUUGAAGAACAGCCCAAAUUGCAGUCAGGCUCAAUCAAGCGUACGUUCUUGCAAGUCAAAAUAAACAUUAGCUAUCUUCGUCUGAGGAUACUUAUCGAAUUAGCAGGGUUUUUAAUGCAAAUUAAUGAUCUUAGGCAUAAGAUCAUGAGCAGAUUCAGACGUAUGAUCCAGAACACUAGCUGAGCUUUCUCUUCUGAUGUUACAGACCUCUUAACUCUUAAGUAAUGUUCAAGUCGACCGAACAGGACAGGAAAGAGCCCAUCGAUACUUAAGCAUUUCUAGAGUAUAGUUUUAGCAUCAAUCAAACUGUACAAUUAAAACUUAGAACCUGGGAUCCUGAUGCUGAUGAAUUGUAAUCACACCUCAAUUAUAUGUAAACACAAAAUUUGGGCUCCGACUAAUACUGAUUUGCUAUGAAUGAAGUCUUCGGUUUCAUGACAAA